CAUGUGUUCUUUGUUUCAUGGUGCUAUGGUUGGCUGCUAAGUUUGUGUCUUGUUACUGCAUUGCUGGCUGUUGUGGUAGCCAACCAGCCAUGAUGCAUAUUACUUACUUGUGGGCGACUGGCCUGUGUCUCCUACUGACUGUACCUUUGAGUUACUCUGCAACGUACUAUGGACAUGAUGACUCUGAUGAACCUGCCACCGGUCAAUGGCAAUCUUCUACACAAGCUCCUGUGGUGAGACACUCGUGGUAUCAACACCAAUCUGCAAAAGAUGCUCCCAAGGCAGGUUGGAGGGACGGUUCCAAAGGUGUUCUUCAAGGAGACUGGAAAAAUGUACCAGCUUACCUUCCUCAAAAGGAACAGAAAAGCAGACCAGCCCAAGCUACUCGGACUGAAUGGGAAACCAGACCAGCCAACAUUCCUCAAGGACACUGGAGAAAUGAACAGAACAAACCAAUUCCACAGGGAGCCUGGAGGAGCAGCAGACCAGCCAACAAUCCUCAGAGCGAAGAAUGGAGACCAACAUCAUCCAGUGUUCAAGAUGAGUGGAGACGCAAACUUGCCAAUGGCCCCCGAACAGAAUGGAGAGGCAAACCUCAAGCAGAGUGGAGGAGCAAACAAACCAGCGUUCCUCAAGGUGACUGGAGAAGCAAAAAAUCAGACCAUGGUGGUCCCCAACAAGACUGGCAACGCAAACCUGCCAACGUUCCUCAAAGCAGACCAACGAGUGCUCCACAAACGGAACAGAAGAGCAAAUCCCCAUCCUCUUGGUCUGUCCAUGGUUAUGGCCCGGUUAAAGGAGCCGUACGACCUCUGACCUCCAGCAGUAUGGGUAGCUGGGCAAAAGACUCGCAGACCUUCCUCAGCUCUGGUACUUACAGGUCUACACUUUCCAAACCUGCUCUCGGCAAGCCCCAGGGACCCAAAACCCAGCAUUUUGGGCCUGCCUCCUCGUCCUCACCUCUGUCUACUACCAGGCCUCUAUCCACUAACUCUGGGCCCAAUCUGCCACCGUGGGCCGGACGUAACCAGAAGACCCAGUCACAAGGGGGCUCUGUGAGCUGGAAACGGCCAGCACUUUCGCAGACAGUGAGUGCUCAAGGUCAACGCCAGCCUUCAAGGGUAUCUGGUGGAAACUACAAUAGAGGCCAGAAUACUGCUCCAACCAGCAGCCGCUGGACCCAGCAGAGCCAAGAUGAUGAUGAUGAGGAUGAUGAUGAUGACGACGAAGAUGUCAAGCAUGUGCCCUUUCCAGCUGGACAAGGCCAGGGCACACUUGUGAGGAAGAGGUGGUAAUAGGAGAUCUGAACAGGAUUCACCAGCUGAUUCACCUCCUUGCCUGAAGGGUUAGUCGUGACUGGGACUGUCACGAAUAUCUUAAUAAAAGGUUAAACUGUA
Messenger RNA from Engraulis encrasicolus (European anchovy), 1397 nucleotides. RefSeq lists its product as uncharacterized. The record is from RefSeq and is a predicted model, not a curated record. The coding region runs from base 18 to 1295 and encodes 425 amino acids. The transcript has 4 exons. Lineage: Eukaryota; Metazoa; Chordata; Actinopteri; Clupeiformes; Engraulidae.